Molecule: messenger RNA, 402 nt
Organism: Klebsormidium nitens
Lineage: Eukaryota; Viridiplantae; Streptophyta; Klebsormidiophyceae; Klebsormidiales; Klebsormidiaceae
Source: the annotation of a GenBank genome assembly
AUGGCGGCGUCGAACGUCGGCGCGGCCGCGGCCGCGGCUCUGAAGUUCGUGAGAGGCGUCGUGGAGACGAACCCCGUCGCACUGUUUGGCAAAACCUACUGCCCGUUCACCCGGAAGGUGCGCGUGCUCUUCAACGAGCUGGGGGCCAAGUACAAGGAGACGGACCUGGACGUGGUCGAAAACGGCGACAUCUUGCAGCUCGUGCUGACCAAAGCCACGGGGCAGCCCACCGUGCCGUACGUCUUCAUCGGGGGCGACUUCAUCGGCGGGGCUGACGAAGUUGUGCCGGCCAGGGAGGAAGACGCGGACGAUUGCCUGGAUUUGUACACGAAGCAAACGUACGAAGGGCUUGAAGAAGUUAGGAUGACAGCUGGCACCUACAAGAAAGUGACGUCAUCGUGA